Messenger RNA from Echinops telfairi (small Madagascar hedgehog), 1567 nucleotides. It is a transcript of the gene ZCWPW2, whose product is annotated as zinc finger CW-type and PWWP domain containing 2. Gene Ontology annotation, molecular function: zinc ion binding. Bases 62 to 1117 code for a protein of 351 amino acids. Gene Ontology annotation, cellular component: nucleus. The record is from RefSeq and is a predicted model, not a curated record. NCBI's taxonomy places the organism in Eukaryota, Metazoa, Chordata, Mammalia, Afrosoricida, Tenrecidae. The transcript is spliced from 9 exons.
AAGACGGAGGCGGAGACAGGCGGAGCUGGACUAAAAUCAUUAUGGAAAAAAAUAUUGGGCAAUGAGAAAAUUGAAUAAUUACCUUAUCACUACAAUGGAUUCCUCGGUGGAAAACAGCAUGUAUGUAAACAAAGUGUGGGUUCAAUGUGAGAAGGAAAAUUGUUUGAAAUGGAGAUUGUUGUCAAGUGAGGAUGCAGCCAAAGUUGAUCACAGCGAACCAUGGUACUGCUUCAUGAACACGGACUCAAGAUACAAUAAGUGCUCCGUUUCUGAAGAAGACUUUCCUGAAGAAUCUCAGCUUCAUCAAAAUGGAUUUAGGAUCGUCUAUUCACAGCUCCCUCUUGGAAGCCUGGUUUUGGCAAAAUUAUGUAAUUGGCCAAGUUGGCCAGGGAUACUUUGCACUGAUCCUUUUAAAAGGAAAUAUGUGGCCUAUGACCUGGAUGGAAAUGUUGAAAAGUACCAUAUAGAAUUUCUGGGUGAGCCCCAUACAAGAUCAUGGACAGAUGCAACAUUUGUUGGGCACUAUAGUAUUACAUUAAAGCCAGGACAAUGUAAGAAGAGGAAGAAGUGGUAUGAAAGUGCCCUACAAGAAGCAUACUUACUCUCUGGAUAUUCUCAUGAGCAAAGACUGGCAAAGUGCUACCUAUCAAGACAGGAUACAUCCAAAGCAGAUACCAAAAUUGCUGUGGUGGCCAAAAAAAGGAUGCAAGGUUCCAAGACCAACAUUGAAGAGAAAAGGCCUAAAUUUAGAAAAAGGAAAAGGAAAGCUAUUUUAAAAGGUUCCUUUGAAAAUGUUUGUUCAGAUGAUGCCUUAUCAAAGGAAAACAUGGUUGUUUCUGAGGCGGAAAUUUUACUCAAAGAACUGGAGCAAAUGCUACAGCAAGCACUAGAGCCCACUGCGAGCCCAGAGGAGUGUGAAGGGGAACAUGGAGGAGAAACAAUUCCGGGAGAAAAGCCACCUCAGUGCAGUUCGGAAGCAGCUACAGACAGUCCAGUGGAGAACGACUGUGAAGAGGACUAUCUUGUAAUUGAUGGUAUUAAAUUAAAAACUGGAGAAUGUAUUGAGAAUAUCACAAACAAGUUUAAAGAAAUAGAUGCUUUGAUGUCUGAAUUUUAGGGAAUGACAUCAAUUUCCAAAGUUAGUUAUGAAAAUAUUUACAUCUUUGUUUUUUCUAGAAGUCAAAAGCUUGAAAAUGCUUGGCCAAACAGUACACACAAUUCAUAUUUGUAACAGCUUUGUAUUUUGAGAAUGCUGUUUUAACAGCCAUCAAAUGGGAUUUUAGGUUACUGUUAAGAAUUUAGAGUUGGCAAAACCUUGAUGUAUAUUUGUAUUUGCAGGUUAUCUUCCUUGUUUGCCUUCAUUUUCUAAAGCUUUAUGGAAUUGAUUGUAUAAACACACGCUUUGCACUGAUGACUUAGGACUUUGAUUCUAGUGUUGUUAACUAUCAAAAUGGUUGCCAGAGUGAAUAUAAUUCUUAGAGAUAAUUCAGAUCUAAUAUCCAUAAAAAAAAUGUGUAUUUGUAGUGGAAUUCAACUGCUACCAAAUAAAUGGAAAAAUUGAAACAUG